GUCAAAACGUUGGUAAGAAAUCGUGAUCUACCGCUGAGAUGUUACCAUAUGGACUGCGGACAACUGUUUUCUAUAAAUGACUUGAAGUGCUUAUUACUUGGUGAUAAUCGUUUGCCGUGGUUGAGUGCAAAGAAGAUGCUCCCUCUGGUGGAAAGCUCUAUCGAUUAUUUGCUGCAAAACGACAGAUCGUUGAUGCGUUGUCCAACACCCGACUGCUUUGGCAUUUUCAAGAAGGAUGAAAUUUCCGAAGUGCAUGAGAAGCGAGCGAUUAUAUGCGAUUCUUGCAAACAUUCCCGAUGUGGUCUCUGUAUGAUGGAGCCUCACGAGGGGGUGUCCUGUGAAGUAUACGCGACCCUUCGAUCCGAUGAAGCAGCAUCUCUACAAGCCUAUUUGGCAAGCCAUAAGGAUAGGGUUCGGGCAUGCCCUACGGGUUGUGGAGCGCUGAUCCAGAAAGGCGAGGGGUGCAAUCAUAUGCACUGUACGGUGUGCAAUACACAUUUUUGUUGGUUGUGUGGCUUUUCGAGCGUAUCUCAAUCAGAAGUGUACGGUCAUCUCAGAGAAAUUCACGGUGCUAUCGGCGAUCAGUGGCCGUUGCUCCAAUAUGAUGGCAUGGAAGAUGUAAUAGGACGAUUCGUGCUUGACAUGAACGACGACGACGUGUUGAUCCCACUUGCAGAAAACCUGUGGUGA
Haemonchus placei is the source of this 690-nucleotide messenger RNA. Lineage: Eukaryota; Metazoa; Nematoda; Chromadorea; Rhabditida; Trichostrongylidae. The record is from the annotation of a GenBank genome assembly.